CAAGGUUAUGGGGACAGAGAAGCCUUGAUGCGAGAAAGAGGGAGCAUUGGCUCAGCUCGCUUGCCCGACUGGACCAGCAUUGCUGAGGAGAUCCGCUACAACACAACUACACUUGAAGCAAAAACUAAGAAGUUGCACACACUCCAGAGCAACUUGGUACGAAUGCCAUCUUUUGAAGAUAAUAAUCCUGAGGAGAUGCAGCUUGCGGUUCUCUCCAAUGAAAUAACAAAGCUGCUGGAGCGGUGUCAAAGCUUGGCAAUACAGCUUGACACUUUGUUCCUUCAAGGUUAUGGGGACAGAGAAGCCUUGAUGCGAGAAAGAGGGAGCAUUGGCUCAGCUCGCUUGCCCGACUGGACCAGCAUUGCUGAGGAGAUCCGCUACAACACAACUACACUUGAAGCAAAAACUAAGAAGUUGCACACACUACAGAGCCUGAGGCAGACCAGCACCUUUGCUGGAGACCCUGCGCAGGACGCCUUCGGGGACCAGGGCGACGCUUCCCCUGGGUGGUCGGAGGAGCGUGACCACAUGUGUGUUCCAUGUGCUCCAUAUGUGCAGAUGGUCGGAGGAGCAUGGUCGGAGGAGCGUGACCUCAUGUGUGCCCCAUGUGCUCCAUAUGUGCAGAUGGUCGGAGGAGCAUGGUCGGAGGAGCGUGACCUCAUGUGUGCCCCAUGUGCUCCAUAUGUGCAGAUGGUCGGAGGAGCAUGGUCGGAGGAGCGUGACCUCAUGUGUGCCCCAUAUGGUCGGAGGAGCGUGACCUCAUGUGNACACCUCGUACACGAGCAGGUACGUGGCACACCUCGUACACGAGCAGGUACGUGGCACACCUCGUACACGAGCAGGUACGUGGCACACCUCGUACACGAGCAGGUACGUGGCACACCUCGUACACGAGCAGGUACGUGGCGCACCUCGUACACGAGCAGGUACGUGGCACACCUCGUACACGAGCAGGGUACGCUGGUGGACCGCAUUGACUGCAACAUCGAGACAGCGAGUAUCAAGGUGCGCGAGGGGCGGCAGCAGCUGCAGAAGGCGCACCAGCAUCAGAAGAAGAACCGCAAUCUCAUCUGCAUCAUGUCGCUCACGGCCGCCAUCCUCGUCCUUAUUCUCUUGCUCGUCUUUGUUAAGAGCUGAAGAGCCUUUGCUUCAUGAUUUAUUUGUAUUUUUCUAUAAUUUCCUUUCUUAUCUAGUCAUAUGGAAUCACUUCCAGCUAAAGCUUGCUGUUUUCAUGAUGAUGGUAAUGUAUGGCAUUCUCUGUUAUGUGCUAAUAUUUUUUUUUACAAAAUGUACUAUUUAUUGAGAGUGGUUGAAAUUUCUUCGAUGUCGUGGUUGCGCUUUAAUGUGCUAGCUGUGCAACUUUUAUCUCGAAUGUUAUUGCAUAUUAUCUGUAUGAUUGUGUUAU
Hyalella azteca is the source of this 1405-nucleotide messenger RNA. RefSeq lists its product as uncharacterized. Gene Ontology annotation, molecular function: SNARE binding; SNAP receptor activity. Gene Ontology annotation, cellular component: SNARE complex; endomembrane system; membrane. Lineage: Eukaryota; Metazoa; Arthropoda; Malacostraca; Amphipoda; Hyalellidae. Gene Ontology annotation, biological process: vesicle-mediated transport; intracellular protein transport; vesicle fusion. The record is from RefSeq and is a predicted model, not a curated record.